Molecule: messenger RNA, 1193 nt
Organism: Mytilinidion resinicola
Lineage: Eukaryota; Fungi; Ascomycota; Dothideomycetes; Mytilinidiales; Mytilinidiaceae
Exons: 2
Coding region: 54-1064 (336 amino acids)
Source: RefSeq, a predicted model, not a curated record
AGUCGACCUCCCAUCCCAUCCUGGCGCCUCAUCGCAUAUAUACCCCCAUCACCAUGUACCAGCGGCAUGUCCGCCCGUCAGCGGGCUUAAUAGGGCGGCCGUUAUCUCACGACAUAUCGAGCAUUGCCAAUGCCUCCCGACGGGCCUUCCACAUAACCUCCUCCGCAUGCGAAGAAAAGGACCCUUCAUCACCAGCAAUACCCCCAACUCCUCAACGCGACUCCCGCGUCGCCCGCUCCAGCAACGCAUUCGCCCAACUCAACAGCCUCCCCCGAAAGCCCACCAUGACCCCGAUCGGCGGCCUGCGCGCAGGUGUCUUCAGAAGCGGCCAGAAGCCUUCCACCCCACCCCCGGCACAGCUCCUUCAGCGACGCACACCCCCGGCCAGACUCCCUGAUGGAACACUUGCCCCUACUGCUGGGGCAUCAGCUGCUGGAGCCCCAAAGCUGCUCAUCCGGAGACUCGUAAACCCGAACCAGCAAUACCGUGACGAUGGCCCUACCAGCGGCGCGGGGUUUGCGCCUCGUGGUCCCCGGGCUCCUCGCGAAGGAAGGGAAAGAGGAGAACGGCCAAGGCGUGAGGGAAGGGGUCGGAAAGACCGCGAUGACCAGAAAGGGCGUAAACGGCCGGAGCCGGAGUUGAUUGAUGUGGCUGAUCAUCUCACGGAUGGAGACGUGUUACAUCUUCUGCGGUUGCAGCGCGCGGCGUGGGACCCGAAGCCGUACGAGCCGAUAUACUCCGCUGAAAGCGAUGCUAUCAACUCACUAGUGGAGAAUGGGCGGAAGCUCAUCUUUGGGGAGGAGGUGGAGGAGAAGCCAUGGAUCCGGUUGACGAAAAAGGAGAAAAAGGCGCUGGCGGAGGAGAAGCAAAGGGUUGCAGGAGGGAAAUAUGAGAUUAGCGCGCUAGGGCUAGCGAAGGGGAGUAAGAAGGAAGAACUGUGGAUGGGAACGGCGUUGAGGGGCUCACAGACGAAUGCGUCAUUCACGACGAAGGAUCGGGAUAUGUUCUUGGGUAAGCUGUCAGGCUUCAUGGGAAUAAAGGCGCCGCUGCAGGCUACUGUGUAGUAAACAGCGCGACGUUAAGCUAAGUGUAGAAUAUGUAAAUUUACAAGUAAGGUCUUUUGUCACUGUUCGUAAUGCUCGGGAAUUCCCAAUGGAAGCACAUUUCCGCAUCGUCUGCUCAUUUCAAACCAC